AUGAAGGUCAUUUUAAAUGCCUUGGAAGUAGGUGAGAUAGUUUCAGGCGAAUGGACGAAACCAGGUCUACCUAUAAAAAAGUCGGCAGGAGAGACCGACGAGGAUGCCAAAGCACGUUGGCAAAGGCAUACAAACGCUUGGCAAAAAGCGGACGGUAAAUGUCAGAAAAUAAUAGUUACCUCAGUGGACGAUGGUCCAUUACAAUAUUUGAUUAACUGUGAGACUGCAUUGGAAAUGUGGGAGAAACUGCUGAGUAUUUACGAGCAGAAGUCUGAGGCAAGUAUACAUUUGCUUCAACAACAAUUUUUCAGUUAUUCAAAGGAGUCGACAGAUGACAUGUCGACGCAUAUUUCUAAAUUGGUCAAUUUAGGAAGGAAACUGAGUGUAGCGGGUGAACCAGUUACGGAUAACAUGGUUAUGACAAAAAUACUAAUGACACUACCAAAAGAAUAUAAUCAUUUUUACAGUGCUUGGGAUUCAGUCCCAACGGGAAGUAAAAAUAUAAAUAAUUUGACUAGUCGAUUGUUGAUUGAAGAAUCACGGGUUAUCCAGAUCAAAGGUGAAGUUGGUGAACAAGAGAAAUCGAGUGCAUUUCCGGCCAAAUUUCAAAACAGAUCUGAUGGAAGAAACGGCAGUCGUAAUUAUGGAAAAGGUAAAAAUCAAUUUACGAAUAAAAGUAAUAUUAAGUGUUAUUACUGUGGUAAACUAGGUCAUUAUAAAAGAGACUGUAGAAAUUUUCUACAAAAGGUACACGGUGGUAAAACCGGUACUAUAGGUGCGAACUUGAACGCAUUCGUAAGCGAGUCAAGUAUAAAUAAUAUUGCAACAGAUGCGUGGGUACUAGACUCGGGCGCGUCGGAUCAUAUGAGCGCAAAUCGAGAGUGGUUUUCAAGUUAUGAACCACUGGACAACACGCAACAAAUCACGAUAGGUGAUGGGACGAAUCUGUAUGCAGCAGGUAGAGGUAAUAUUAAUAUAUUAUCAUACGUAAAUGGUAAUUGGAAUAAAAAUUACAUGGCAAACGUGUUGCACGUGCCAGGACUAAAAUUUAAUUUAUUUUCGUGCGGAGCCGCGAUGGAUAAAGGUUUAGUAUUGACGUCAGAUAGUAAGACGUGUAUGUUAACUAAACAGGGGAAACCCGUAUGCUCAGGUAAGAGAUGCGGAAGGUUGUUUGAGUUAAACAUCAAGGUCGAAGUACCGACAAACGGGUACGCGACGGUAGCUGUCGAAAACAGGUUGUCUGUUUGGCACGAGCGCAUGGCACAUCAGAAUUUACAGUACGUAAAAAGUUGUUUGGCGAAACACGAAAUAGUAUGUUCGGCCAAGGACGACGAAUUCAUGUGCAGCAGUUGUAUAAUAGGUAAACAAACUCGUAAAUCAUUUAGUAAAAGUAAUACGGAGUAUCACAAUGUCGGUGAUUUAAUUCAUGCAGACCUAUGUGGACCAAUGGAGGUAAGCUCUAUAGGCGGUUCAAAAUACUUUUUGUUAUUCAAAGACGACUACUCGCAUUAUAGAACGGUAUAUUUUAUUAAAAAUAAAUAUGAUGUUAAAAAUAUUUUUGAGACGUUCAUAAAAAGUGUUGAAACAGAAACAGGUUCUAAGGUCAAAAUAUUACGAACGGAUAAUGGAUUAGAAUUCGUAAAUAAAGAAAUUACGGGUAUUUUACAAAAACACGGGAUUCGACAUCAGUUAACAGUUCCCUACACACCACAGCAAAAUGGAAAAGUGGAACGGGAAAAUCGUACAAUAGUAGAGUCAGCGAGGACAAUGAUUUGUGCGAAAAAUUUGGAUGUAUCACUUUGGGCGGAGGCGGUAAACACGGCUGUUUACACGCUUAAUCGAACAGGAACCAGUUCAGUUAAAAAUAACUCACCAUACGAGUUAUAUUACAAGGUAAUGCCAGACAUUAAACACUUACGAGUUUUUGGUACUGUCGUAUAUACACACAUACCAAAGCAAAAACGUAAAAAGUGGGACCCUAAAAGUGAAAAAGGAAUAUUUGUUGGCUAUUCGGAUAACACGAAAGGUUAUCGUGUGUAUUAUUCGAAAACAAAUAGAAUUUCAAUGUCUAGAGAUAUUAUAUUCGAAAACGAAGGUAAUAAAUUGGAAAAUAUAAUUGCAGACAAAUUAGAAUUCACAGAUACUCAGACUCAAGUCAAGGGCGAUCCGGUCAAGGUCGAAUUGACGACGGUCGACAACAGGAGUGGCAUGGUGCUACGUGAUCGGAAUACAUUAAAAGCGCCGAUCAGGUAUAAUGUGUCGUCGUUCGUCGCCAAUCUCGUUGAACCACUAAAUCGUGAUGAAGCGAUAGCUGGCCCACAGAAAAACGAGUGGGAGCACGCUAUGAGUGAUGAAAUUAAAUCACUACACAGAAACAACACUUGGUCACUAGUUAAUUUGCCCCAGGGCAAGGUUGCGUUACGUAAUGCAUGGGUGUUCAAAACCAAAUAUAAAAGUGACGGUAAUAUCGAUAAGUUUAAGGCCAGAUUGGUCAUUAAAGGUUGUUCACAGAAAUACGGUAUAGAUUACCAUGAAACAUUUUCGCCAGUGGUCAGAUACGAAUCAAUUAGGGCGAUAUUCGCAGUAGCAGCUGUGGAAAAAUUAAUACUACGACAAUUCGACAUCAAGACAGCAUUUCUGUACGGAGAACUACAGGAAGAAAUUUACAUGGUACAACCACCAGGAUACGAAGAUGGAUCGAAUAAAGUAUGUAAGCUUCAGCGUAGUUUAUAUGGCUUAAAACAAAGUCCAAGAUGUUGGAAUAUACGCUUUAAGAACUUUUUGAAUGCAUUUGGUUUACAAUGUACCGAAGCGGAUGCAUGUGUAUUCAAAGCUGAUAACAGCCAAAUUAUUCUUGCAAUAUUUGUUGACGAUGGUUUAAUCGCGGCAGAUAAUGAAGAGAUAAUAGAGGAACUUUUAACGAACUUGGAGAAAGAGUUUGAGGUUAAAAAAGGAAACUUAGAUUAUUUCCUAGGUAUGCAGGUAAAUAUAAGGAAAAAUGGUUCAUUAUUUGUGCAUCAGACAAAUUAUGCAUGUAGCAUAAUUAAUAAAUUUAAUAUGCUGGAUGCCAAGGAACUUUCAAUACCAAUAGACAAAUCACAUACACUUGAACAAAAAGAAGAUACGGAAAUAUUGAAUGAAGAUAUUCCUUAUAGGCAGGCAGUAGGUAGCUUACUGUUCUUAUCACAGGUAACAAGACCAGAUAUAGCAUAUGCAGUAAACUUUGCUAGUCGUUACUUAGCAAAACCAACUAAAGCUCAUUGGAACUUGGUAAAACGGAUUAUACGAUAUAUCAAGCGAACAUUUAAUUAUGGCUUGUACUUUAAUAACAAAAUAAAAUUGUCAUUAGAAAUAUUUAGCGAUGCAGAUUACGCAGGCGACAUUCAGACACGACGUUUGACGUCAGGAUUUCUAUUCAGGUACGGGUCAAGCAUAAUUUCAUGGACAUCACAGAGACAACAUUGUGUGUCGUUAUCAUCGACAGAGGCUGAAUAUAUUUCGGCCAGUGAAGCUGUCAAAGGGAUCUUGUGGAUUACACGGUUGAUAACAAGCUUAUCAACAACAGGUGACAAACAACCAGUUUUAUUUAUAGAUAAUCAUAGUGCUAUACGUUUAGUUAAGAAUCCGGAGUUUCAUAAGAGGACAAAACAUAUAGACGUACGGUACCACUUCAUACGGGAGAAAUACGAAGAGGGACAAUUCCAACUACAGUACAUUGGAACAGAGGACCAGAUUGCGGACAUUCUAACCAAGCCUUUGGUUAAGGAACGAUUCGAGAAGUUGCGGUCAGCCAUAGGAGUGACUACAAUUAAAGAGAUUAUUAAUUGA
Molecule: messenger RNA, 3828 nt
Organism: Macrosiphum euphorbiae (potato aphid)
Lineage: Eukaryota; Metazoa; Arthropoda; Insecta; Hemiptera; Aphididae
Source: the annotation of a GenBank genome assembly